This is a messenger RNA of Mangifera indica (mango), 1386 nucleotides long. Its product is annotated as damage-control phosphatase At2g17340-like. Gene Ontology annotation, cellular component: cytosol; nucleus. The record is from RefSeq and is a predicted model, not a curated record. Bases 191 to 1294 code for a protein of 367 amino acids. The transcript is spliced from 12 exons. NCBI's taxonomy places the organism in Eukaryota, Viridiplantae, Streptophyta, Magnoliopsida, Sapindales, Anacardiaceae. Gene Ontology annotation, molecular function: ATP binding; pantothenate kinase activity. Gene Ontology annotation, biological process: coenzyme A biosynthetic process.
AUUCUGGAAGCUCUGCAUAUGGCAAUAUUUAUAAAGCAUAUUCCAUUUUCCAUAUGCAUGCCGAAGAAGAAGAGAGGGUCCAUCAUCUGCCCCUCAACUUGGAAUCCUAGAUACAGCUUUCUCUCUUUUUCUCUGUUCUUUUCUUUCUAAUAGCAUUUCACUUCUUCAAAUAAACCGAACAAAACCCGAAAUGGAGAGCGCUUCUGAGCUGGUCCCUUUCCCGUUACUUCAAACUCCGAUCGAAUCAAACUACAGGGCAUGCACCAUUCCCUACAGAUUCCCCUCGGACAAUCCCAGAAAAGCCACCCCUGCUGAGGUUUCUUGGGUCACCCUAUUUGUCAAUUCCAUUCCUUCUUUCAAGCAACGAGCUGAGACUGAUCCUACUGUCAUUGAUGCUCCUGCUAGAGCUCAAAAAUUUGCUGAAAGGUAUGCUGAGAUACUUGAGGACUUUAAGAAAGAUCCAGAGAGUCAUGGCGGCCCACCUGAUUGCAUUCUUCUUUGCCGAAUUCGUGAGCAAAUCCUUAGAGAACUGGGAUUCAGAGACAUAUUUAAAAAAGUCAAGGAUGAGGAGAAUGCUAAAGCUAUAUCCUUGUUUGGAGAUGUAGUUCGUCUUAACGAUGCUAUCGAAGAGGAAGGGAAGCGCCUAGAGUCUUUGGUUAGGGGAAUAUUUGCAGGAAACAUAUUCGAUCUUGGUUCAGCAAAGCUUGCUGAGGUCUUCUCAAGAGAUGGCAUGUCCUUUUUGGCUAGUUGUCAAAACCUUGUCCCACGACCUUGGGUUAUUGAUGACUUGGAAACGUUCAAAGUGAAAUGGAGCAAGAAACCUUGGAAGAAGGCCGUCAUUUUUGUUGAUAAUUCUGGUGCUGAUAUAAUUUUGGGCAUUUUACCAUUUGUAAGGGAGUUACUCCGUCUUGGAACUCAGGUUGUGUUGGCUGCAAAUGAUUUACCAUCAAUCAAUGAUGUAACUUACAGUGAACUGAUUGACAUCAUUGCAAAGUUGAAGGAUGAAAGUGGGAAGCUCAUGGGUGUUGACACUUCAAAUCUUUUUAUUGCCAACUCUGGCAAUGAUUUGCCGGUUAUUGAUCUUGCAAGAGUAUCACAAGAGCUUGCCUACCUAGCUAGUGAUGCAGAUCUAGUUAUCUUGGAAGGCAUGGGUCGUGGAAUUGAGACAAAUCUCUAUGCUCAAUUUAAAUGUGAUUCCCUAAAGAUUGGAAUGGUGAAACAUCCUGAGGUUGCCCAGUUUCUUGGAGGUCGACUCUAUGACUGUGUCUUCAAAUACAAUGAAGUUUCUAGUUAAUGCUCAUUCUUUUCCUGUACUUUUAACACAACUAAUUCUGUGUUGGUCAUUUGAUAUUCAUAGUAUUAGGUCAUAGCACCUAGAAACUUAAA